Messenger RNA from Choloepus didactylus (southern two-toed sloth), 2506 nucleotides. It is a transcript of the gene PPME1, whose product is annotated as protein phosphatase methylesterase 1. Gene Ontology annotation, biological process: protein demethylation. The transcript is spliced from 14 exons. Lineage: Eukaryota; Metazoa; Chordata; Mammalia; Pilosa; Megalonychidae. Gene Ontology annotation, molecular function: protein methylesterase activity. The coding region runs from base 147 to 1307 and encodes 386 amino acids. The record is from RefSeq and is a predicted model, not a curated record.
GUGGGCGGUGGGCGGUGCUGCCGGUAGCGUGGGGGCUGUCCAAAGGCGACAGGGCGUCGCUAGGGCAGCGAUUUGUGAUCGGUUAGGCAGUACGUAGCGUGGGACGAAGCCUUGGCUGCUGUUUGAUUACGUGCGGCCUCCCCUUCAUGUCGGCCCUCGAGAAGAGUAUGCACCUCGGCCGCCUGCCUUCUCGCCCUCCCCUACCCGGCAGCGGGGGCAGUCAGAGCGGAGCCAAGAUGCGAAUGGGUCCUGGACGAAAGCGGGACUUUUCCCCUGUUUCUUGGAGUCAGUACUUUGAGUCCAUGGAAGAUGUGGAGGUAGAGAAUGAAACUGGCAAAGAUACUUUUCGAGUAUACAAGAGUGGUUCAGAGGGUCCAGUCCUGCUCCUUCUGCAUGGAGGAGGCCAUUCUGCCCUCUCCUGGGCGGUGUUCACGGCUGCGAUCAUUAGUAGGGUUCAGUGUAGGAUUGUGGCAUUGGAUCUGCGAAGUCAUGGUGAAACAAAAGUCAAGAAUUCUGAAGACCUGUCUGCAGAAACAAUGGCAAAAGAUGUUGGCAAUGUGGUUGAGUCCAUGUAUGGGGAUCUCCCUCCUCCAAUUAUGCUGAUUGGACAUAGCAUGGGUGGUGCUAUUGCCGUCCACACAGCAUCAUCCAACCUGGUGCCAAGCCUCCUGGGUCUCUGCAUGAUUGAUGUUGUGGAAGGUACAGCUAUGGAUGCGCUUAACAGCAUGCAGAAUUUCUUGCGUGGUCGUCCUAAAACCUUCAAGUCUCUGGAGAAUGCCAUUGAAUGGAGUGUGAAGAGUGGCCAGAUUCGAAAUCUAGAGUCUGCCCGUGUCUCAAUGGUUGGCCAAGUCAAACAGUGUGAAGGAAUUACAAGUCCAGAAGGCUCGAAAUCUAUAGUGGAAGGAAUUAUAGAGGAAGAAGAAGAAGACGAGGAAGGAAGUGAAUCAGUAAACAAGAGGAAAAAGGAAGAUGACAUGGAGACCAAGAAAGACCAUCCAUACACCUGGAGAAUUGAACUGGCAAAAACAGAAAAAUACUGGGAUGGCUGGUUCCGAGGCUUAUCCAAUCUCUUUCUUAGUUGUCCUAUUCCUAAGUUGCUGCUCUUGGCUGGUGUUGAUAGGUUGGAUAAAGAUCUGACUAUUGGCCAAAUGCAAGGGAAGUUUCAGAUGCAGGUCCUCCCCCAGUGUGGCCACGCAGUCCAUGAGGAUGCCCCAGACAAGGUAGCCGAAGCCGUUGCCACUUUCUUGAUCCGGCACAGGUUUGCAGAGCCCAUCGGUGGAUUCCAGUGCGUGUUUCCUGGCUGUUAGAGAACUGCUCUCCAUCCCUCCCUCAGCAUUGAGCUCUGUUGUAAAUACAUUGCACCAGAGGCCACUGUGAUGCCGCUGUCUCCUCACCUUCCCAGUCCAGCCGUGUGACACCAGCUCCCGGUAGAACAGGCAUCCCCAGAUGUACAAACCCUUUCGUGUUUUCCUGCCCAAAGCAUUAUUUCCCAGGGCCCUUGACCAGCAUCGGCCUGCCUAGUCCAGGGCUCCCCAGCUCCUCCCCUCUCCUUGUACAGGGGAAGCGUCUGCCUAUCUCUCUGCCUUGCCUAGGGUAAAGCCUCCAUCAGAGCUGCCACCCUGGGCCCCUACUCCUGGCAUCAGGCCACACACCUGGGUCCAAACGUCUCCCCAGACUCAGGAACCUCCAUUCCUUGAAAUAGUUCUUGGCAUGGUCCCGCCCUACCUCAUGGGAUGGACGAUGCACAGGGUGGUCCUUGUUUUUCCCCUUUCGAAUAAAAUACCUGUCAGGUACCUUUUUAUCCCAGUCAUAUUCUUUCAGGCUCAGGAGACCCGGAAAGGCCGGGAUCCCAUCCUUAGGUACCGGGAGGGGUAGUGAAUAGCAUCACAAGAAACCAGCCUGAAAACCAGGUGCAGCCAGUCUAAGCACAUGGCCUCCUGUCUGGGGAGAACCUCCCGUCCCACUCCCACUUGUCUGGGCACCUGCCCUGGGCUGAGGCCAGGCUGUUCCAGGGGACUCUUGAGCCCUCACCUGCCACAGAGCAACCCAGGUUAAAUACAGCCCAUGCACAAAGCCACAGGCUAAAAGCCUGCUGGAAUUGUUUCUAAUAAUUAUUCAAAUUUAACCGUUUUCAUGAUUGGUCCCUGAAGGUGUGCAUAGUGCCUGCUUGCCUCUUCUAGACCCACAGCUUCUCUUUACCAUUUCUGGUUUCCAUGUCACUCGUCAUAGAAACAGUACAGCUCUGCAUCCCCAGUUCUUGCUCUCUUGCAGCUGCUGUGUCACAGCGCCGCGGCUGCCCCUGCUGCCCAGGCAUGCCAUUUCCACGGGCAGGGCGGGGCAGUCUCCUGAAGCCCAUCUUUUCUGUGACUGUCUUAGGUGAUGCAUAGCCCCCUCCACCAAGCAGCUUCCUAUCCCUGUCCUGCUGCAUGGUCCAAAGUGUGGGACCUACUUUGUUUUUUUGUUAUUUAUGACCUUGUUUAAAGAAAAUAAAUAUUUCCCAACCUUU